This is a messenger RNA of Anthostomella pinea, 1353 nucleotides long. The record is from the annotation of a GenBank genome assembly. Lineage: Eukaryota; Fungi; Ascomycota; Sordariomycetes; Xylariales; Xylariaceae.
AUGAGCAGGUAUACAUCCUACUCGGACGACGAGUCCGACCUGGACAUCCGUGUCACCAAGCACCGCCAUGUCUCUCCCGCCCGCCGGCCCGUGGCCCACUACGUCGAAGCCCGGUCCCCGCGAUCUCCGCGCCCACGGUACAUCGACGACCAUGACCGCGGCCGCUAUCUGGUCCCCGCCGCCGAGCGCACCGUCGUGACGAGCCGCCGCUCCAAGUCGCGGGACCGUCGUAGCUCGCCCGGCGCCAGUGCCCCGCCGGCGCCGGCGCCACCACCAGCCCCUGUCAUCAUUAACAACCGCAUCUACAACAACUCAGACUCAGACUCGUCCGAGGAGGACACGCGCCGCCGCUCCCAUUCGAGGACCUCCCAUUCGAGGACUUCGUCGGGCUACAACUCGCGCGACCGCGAUCGCGACCGCCACGCUCUCGAGCACGUGCGCUUCGACUAUGAGCGCGUGGCCGACGCCAGGCGGCGCGAGUACGAGCGCGAAAAGGCCGCCCAACAAGAGAAAUACGAGCUCGAGCGCACCCAGAAGGAGCUGGAGGAGCUCAAGUUGGUCACCCAGAUCGAGCGCGAAGAGAAGCGCCGCGACCGCACCAUGCGCGAGGAGCGCGAGCUGCGCGACGCCAAGCAGGAGCUCGACGCCAUCCGCGAGAAGAACGAACAGGACGAGUACGAGCGCCGCCUCAAGCAGAAGUUGGAGCUCCAGCGCCUCAAGGACGAGGAGGCCGCCCUCGCCGAGAAGAAGCGCCGCGAGAAGGAGACCAAAGAAGCUAUUGAUAAGUAUAAAAAGGACGAAGCUGAGCGCCUCCUCAAAGAAAAGGAGGCCGCCGAGGCCCGCGACCGCGAGUUGAAGCAAAAGAUGCAGGAGCAGCUGCUCAAGUCGGGCCUAGGCGAGAAGGAGAUCAACGCCAUCCUAGCCGGUAAGAAGAUCGAGAAGGAGAAGGAAAAGGAGAGGGUGAGGGAACGCGAGAGGUGGGAACCUGAGAGGGAACGCGAGAGGUCGAUCGGGGACAGGCCCCGCCCGACGUAUACGCGCAUGGCCCGGCGGCAUCUCUCGCUCGAGACGCUGCGCGUCUACAACAUCGACUACGCCGUCGACCCCGAUCCCGACUACGUGCUGAUCAAGCGAUGGGUGACCGAGCCCGAGCAGGACACGCUCUGGCGGCACACCAAGACCAUCCGGGAGCAGCGCUCGGGCAAGCUCGUCAUGGCCAUCGAGGACAAGGAUAGGAGAAAGCACCACGGCAACCAUCUCGAACCCGAAUUUGAGUGGGUUCGCAAGAAGGAGCGGAGACGAAGUCGCUCCCCGUCCCUGCUGACCUACCUGGCCGGAGGAAGACCGGCGUAG